AGCCUCUUCAUGUCCUGAGUUCAGGUCUGUCAGGCUUCAAAUAAUUGCAGGACUUGAGCGACUCAUAGGAGGACGAGAAGGAGGAGGGACCACAGAUUUCAAAUAAAGGAGGACCUCUAAACAGCAUCAAAUUCUGAGAAUCUUUGGAACACAGUGGAUGUCGGUGAUAGUGGACAGUUGAAAUAUCAGGACUUUUUGAAAAUGUUCAGCUCUGAACUUGUAACAAUACCACAAGCACUCCCAACACCCAACUCAUUCUGAAGCUUCUACCAAGUCAGCUACAACUCGUGGUGUGCAGGACCCACGUAUGUCUGCUCAGCCUGAACGUCCCGAGACAUCAUCUUCUCCAGUGCUAAAGAGCAUACCAGCAUCCAGUCGUCCUCAGACAACAACUUGUUCUGCACGUGACCUUAACUGCGAAACAAUAGAAAAUAAGAUAAGAAAGAAAAUCCAACAUUCCUGGAAAGGGAUACUGAAAGUGUGCAAAGAAAAGGAUGUCAGCAAUGUAGGAGAAAUCCCAGUGUCGGACUUCCUAGAUAUAGCAGGGAAGUUCAAUUUGGAUUUAAGUGAAGGGGAGAUUAACCAAAUAACAAUAAAAUAUGAUUUCAAGAAAAAUGGAAGAUUUGCAUACUAUGACUUUCUUCAGGGUUGUAUCUUGUUCUUAAAACCACAGGAAACCUCACUGCUGAAGAGGGUGAUUAUACAGAAGCCACAAAAGCCACUGAGUCCUGGACCACAAACCACAUCAUUUUUCAGUGCAAUGCUGAGAAUUCAGCCCAAGAUCCUGCACUGCUGGAGACCAAUGAAGCGAACUUUUAAAUCUCAUGACGAAACUCAUAGCGGGCUAUUAAAUGUUUCAGAUUUCAGACAAGUUCUUCAUGACUACAACAUUGACCUAACCGAAGAGGAGUUAUUCAACAUUUUGGAAUACUAUGAUAAAACUUUGACUUCAAAAAUAUCCUAUAAUGAUUUUCUCCGGGCAUUCAUACAGUAG
This is a messenger RNA of Strigops habroptila (Kakapo), 994 nucleotides long. It is a transcript of the gene EFCAB6, whose product is annotated as EF-hand calcium binding domain 6. Lineage: Eukaryota; Metazoa; Chordata; Aves; Psittaciformes; Psittacidae. The record is from RefSeq and is a predicted model, not a curated record. The transcript has 6 exons. Gene Ontology annotation, molecular function: calcium ion binding. The coding region runs from base 308 to 994 and encodes 228 amino acids. Gene Ontology annotation, cellular component: nucleoplasm.